Molecule: messenger RNA, 1651 nt
Organism: Pezoporus occidentalis (night parrot)
Lineage: Eukaryota; Metazoa; Chordata; Aves; Psittaciformes; Psittacidae
Gene: TPST1
Product: tyrosylprotein sulfotransferase 1
Exons: 6
Coding region: 433-1572 (379 amino acids)
Biological process (GO): peptidyl-tyrosine sulfation
Cellular component (GO): Golgi apparatus
Molecular function (GO): protein-tyrosine sulfotransferase activity
Source: RefSeq, a predicted model, not a curated record
UGGGUCAUAGUAGUCACUAUAAUAAGUGUGCCUCGAGCCAAUGGGAGCUAUCAGGCUCCUAUAAAAGCGGGUGGGGAAGAAAUAGCAGCUGGUAGGAAGAGAUUGCGGAAGAUCCCAUGCGUGUCCUGAGCUGCAUCUCGGAGCCCUCCCGACCUGCCUGAAACCAGGCUCUGGGCUGAGCCCUUCUUCAAACACUGCUGAUCCCACUGGGGUCAGUGGCUGCGGUGGGAGGGACGGGGUCUGCCUGGAGCCAGCACUCGCUGCCACUCAGCACGGCCCAUGGGGACCAGCAUCGCCUAUUUAAGGCUAAAAAGGUGAACUUCAGCAGUGCUACCUUAAUUUAUUUUGGAUUAGGAUUCCCAUGGCAUGUGAACUAGAAGAUACUUUGAAGUAGAAGCUUUCUUUCUUUUGAAGUGACAGUCUCUUAUCAAAAUGGUUGGGAAACUCAAACAGAACUUGCUACUGGCAUGUCUGGUGAUCAGUUCGGUGACGGUGUUUUAUUUGGGCCAACACGCCAUGGAGUGUCACCAUCGAAUAGAAGAACGCAGCCAGCCUGUGAGGGUGGAGAGUGUGAGAAGCACAGUAAGAACUGCUUCCAAUGUGAAUGCAAACAAAACCUUUGCUUACAACAAAGACAUGCCUUUAAUAUUUAUUGGAGGAGUCCCUCGAAGUGGCACUACCUUAAUGCGUGCUAUGCUUGAUGCCCAUCCGGAUAUUCGAUGUGGAGAAGAGACAAGGGUGAUCCCAAGAAUUCUGGCAGUUAAGCAGAUGUGGGCUAGGUCAAGCAAAGAGAAGAUCCGACUGGAUGAAGCUGGAGUGACAGAUGAGGUUCUGGACUCAGCCAUGCAAGCGUUUUUGUUGGAAAUCAUUGUGAAACAUGGGGAGCCUGCUCCGUAUUUGUGUAACAAAGAUCCCUUUGCUUUAAAAUCCUUAACUUAUCUUGCCAGAAUUUUCCCCAAUGCCAAAUUUCUUCUGAUGGUACGGGAUGGUCGUGCAUCUGUGCAUUCCAUGAUAUCUAGAAAAGUCACAAUAGCUGGAUUUGACCUUAACAGCUACAGGGACUGCUUGACCAAAUGGAAUCGUGCUAUAGAAACUAUGUAUAACCAGUGUAUGGAGGUUGGUUUUGAAAGGUGUAUGCUCGUGCAUUAUGAACAACUCGUAUUGCAUCCUGAAAGAUGGAUGAGAACUCUCUUAAAGUUUCUUCGCAUCCCAUGGAACCAAGCUGUGCUGCACCAUGAAGAAAUGAUUGGAAAAGCAGGGGGUGUUUCUCUUUCAAAGGUUGAAAGAUCUACUGACCAAGUAAUCAAGCCAGUCAAUGUGGAAGCACUGUCAAAGUGGGUUGGGAAGAUACCUGCUGAUGUUCUGCAAGAUAUGCCUGUGAUUGCACCCAUGCUAGCAAAACUGGGCUAUGAUCCGUAUGCCAAUCCACCAAAUUAUGGAAAGCCAGAUCAAAAAGUUGUGGAAAACACAAGGAGGGUCUAUAAAGGUGAAUUUCAGCUCCCUGACUUUCUUAAAGAAGUGCCACAGCCAAAGAAGACAGUAGAAGGGAAGUCUCGUGGCAAGAUAAAAUGAACAUGGAUCAGUGAAGUCGAAUAGCUGUAGUACUGAACCUAUGGAAUAGAAGCUACCAUGGAUGUUCCUUGCACAGCAG